UGGAAUCUCCAAACACAAAUGUGGCGCAUUCUCCUUCCUCCCCCAAUUUUGAAUCUAGGGUUUCCAAUUUAUUAUUACGCGCUUCAACACCUUCUUCAUCCCUCGCCAGACGUUUUCCUUUCGCUGCUUCGUCAAGUCCCCCUAUUUUCUUCCGCUGAACCUAAAAUGUAUGCAAAGCAUCCAUCUUCUUCCGCGUGAUUGCAGAACCUUAAACCUGACUCGCGGCAAUGGCGUUUUCAUUCACUCCUCAGCCGCAGCAGCAAUCGUCGCUAUUCCAAACUCCGUCUGCUCAACAGCAACCGUCGCCGUUUCCGCAGUUCAAUGCCUUCUCGCAAACGCCGCAGACGCAAUUCAACUUUCAACCCCAGCAGUCACAGCCGCAACAGCCUCAGCAGCAGCCGCAGCUGUUCUUGUUCACCAACAGUAAGACGCCUGCUACUUAUGGAACCAAGUGGGCCGACCUCCAUCCAGACUCGCAAAAAUUCCUCCUAAAAAUUGAAGAGAAAGUACUUGAAUACAGAGAUGAAAGUCAACGCCUUGAUCAAUGCAGCCGGUUGUAUGAUUCUUCAGUGUCAAAUGAUGGGUUUGAGCUAGAUGCUAGUCAUAGUAUUCAGGAACUUGGUGGAAUCAGCACAUCAAUGGAACGACAAAAAACUAUUCUUCAAGAGCUAAUGUAUGUUGUUAAAGAUAUGCUGCGCAAUACAGAGGUAGCGGUUCGCUCUUUCAUGAUGUUACGCCCAAGGUUUCUCCAUCAAAAUGCACCUGCUGCAGGUUCAGCAACAGCAUCACAGAUCUCUGGCACCAUAGUACCUGCAACCUCAAGUGCUCAAGCAACAACUAUUCCCACCUUUCCUGUUUUUGAUUUCUACAGUGGGAUUCCAAAGAAGCCUUCCCCAUUCCUGCAGCAAACUGUAGCUAGAUUUGAGAAACAUCUUGCUGAAUGCCGACAGUGGGUUGAAGAACUGGAGCAGUUGAUCUUGUCGGGUUCUGAUAGAAAUUCUCUCAAUACCAACGCGUCACUGCUGCAGUCACUUCCACAAGUCAUGUCAAAUGUGCAUGACUUUUUUGUUCAUGUUGCAGCAAAGGUGGAGAGCAUUCAUCAAUACAUUGAAUCUAUGAAAUCGGCAUACCUUACCGAUCAACGUCGACGAGGGGAUGUUGGUGAUCCAUUUCUUGAAGCUGACCGACGGGAAACCGCCAAGCAAGAGGCUGCUGCACGAAGGGUUCAUCCAACUCUGCAUUUGCCUGUGAUACCAAAACCACCAACUCAAGUUACUGGACUGCUGUCCAGCUCAGCCACUCCUGGAACAUCUACUGCACCACAAACAUCUGCUGGCAUUGCAAGCAGCUCAGCUGCAAGUGGCUCCUCACUUUUUAGUACCCCUGCAAUUGCCACAUCAUCAUCUUCUAUGUUUUCUACACCCAUUGCCUCUACUCCAGCAAACACAUUAUUUGGGCCUGGCGCUUCCCCACAGACAUCAUUAUUUGCCCCCUCCUCCACUUCAACACCAGCAUUUUCUAAUACACUGUUUGGGACAACCCCUUCUUCUGCAGCUACAAAUUUUUCAACCCCAUUUUUGUCAGGAGCUGCAACGGGAUCAGGAUCAAGCUUUGGAACAUUAUCUAAGGCAAGAGGUAAAAGUCGCACUGGAAGACGAUAAAACAAAACAUAUCAAGUACAGAUGAGAUCAGAAAUAAUCCUCUUAUUUGCUUUGAUUGUGAGACAUUUUGCUAGUAAAUCAGUAUAGUUCUUUGUCCAAGAUCUCCUUCACUGUUCAAUGCUGCACUUUUGACUGCAAUCCAAAUAAUACUGAUGCAGAACCAUCGGCCAAGUUUGUUUUUUUAGGGGUAACAAUGCAUUUUAUCAUACGGAGUACAUUUUUUCAGAUGCUGUUGUAACAAUGUAAUUUUGUCGGAUUCACGACUUCCCAACUUUAACUAGAUUGGUCUAAGUAGGGAGCUAGAGGUUGAGUGGGUGUGUAAGUUUAGAAGUAACGAGUUUGAAUAUCAUUGUUAUGCAUUUUUUU
Molecule: messenger RNA, 2027 nt
Organism: Cuscuta campestris
Lineage: Eukaryota; Viridiplantae; Streptophyta; Magnoliopsida; Solanales; Convolvulaceae
Source: the annotation of a GenBank genome assembly